Columba livia (rock pigeon) is the source of this 4978-nucleotide messenger RNA. It is a transcript of the gene PITPNM2, whose product is annotated as phosphatidylinositol transfer protein membrane associated 2. Bases 388 to 4239 code for a protein of 1283 amino acids. Gene Ontology annotation, molecular function: phosphatidylcholine binding; phosphatidylinositol binding; phosphatidylcholine intramembrane carrier activity. The record is from RefSeq and is a predicted model, not a curated record. Lineage: Eukaryota; Metazoa; Chordata; Aves; Columbiformes; Columbidae. Gene Ontology annotation, biological process: phospholipid transport. The transcript has 25 exons. Gene Ontology annotation, cellular component: cytoplasm.
CCGUCCCCGCGCCGCGGCAGAGCCGGCGGGUGAGGAGCUGCCUGCGCCCGGCCCACCCUCGCCGGGGAUUAUGCCAGCGGAGCGCGGGCAUGUCGGCAGGCAACGACUCGUAGGCAGCGGCAGCCGCCGAGCCGCGGCGGCAUCAGCAGCAACGGCAGCGGGAGCCGCGGCCGCUGCGCCGGGAGCAGCCGGAUGUUGACACAUGUGGACCAACAGUGACAUCCUUUUUCAGCAAUGCCGUCUUCACUCCCUCCUGCAUUCAGAAGCAUCUAGAGAGAUACUUUGCAGAAGGGAUCCUCAAUGUGUUUCCUUGCCAUUAUUUAAGGAGCCUUUACUAAAAGCUUCUGGAUUGUGUUUCUGAACAGAUAAAAGAUUUUUGUAUUCAAAAUGCUCAUAAAGGAAUAUCGUAUUCCUCUUCCGAUGAGUGUGGAAGAAUAUCGAAUUGCACAGCUCUACAUGAUACAGAAAAAGAGCAGAGAGGAGACAUGCGGGGAAGGCAGCGGCGUGGAGAUCCUGGAGAACAGGCCGUACAUGGACGGACCGGGAGGCAACGGGCAGUACACCCACAAAGUCUAUCACAUCGGGAUGCACAUACCCAGCUGGUUCCGCUCUAUAUUGCCCAAGGCAGCUCUGCGAGUGGAAGAGGAAUCAUGGAACGCGUAUCCUUACACAAGGACAAGGUAUACGUGUCCUUUUGUGGAGAAAUUCUCUAUUGACAUUGAGACGUACUACAAAACUGAUCCGGGAGAGAAUGUCAACGUGUUCAACCUUUCCCCUGCAGAAAAAAGACAAACCAUUCUUGAUCCUAUUGAUAUUGUUAAAGAUCCUAUCCCUCCACAUGAAUACAAAGCUGAGGAGGAUCCAAAGCUGUAUAAAUCAGUGAAGACUAAAAGAGGCCCCCUCUCAGAAGACUGGAUUCAAGAGUACAAGAACAACCCUGGGAAAUACCCCAUCAUGUGUGCAUAUAAACUUUGUAAAGUGGAGUUCAGAUACUGGGGGAUGCAGUCGAAAAUCGAGCGGUUUAUCCAUGAUGUUGGCUUGCGGAAGGUGAUGGUCCGUGCCCAUCGGCAGGCGUGGUGCUGGCAGGACGAAUGGUACGGGCUCACCAUUGAGGACAUCCGGCAGCUGGAGAAGGAGGCGCAGCUGAUGCUGGCUCAGAAAAUGGCCCAGUUCUGCAGUGAAAACGAUACUGAGCAGCACGGAGUCAAAGACAAUCCUGGUGAGAAGGAUGUUGAAGCCAACACAGUUUCACCUGUUGACACCGAGGAUGCCGCUGGUAACAGCGAAACAGCCUCUGGCAGGUCACUCACCAAGCAGUGGUCCACCUCGUCCAAGUCCUCACGAUCUUCAAAGAGAGGAGCAAGCCCCUCACGCCACAGUAUCUCCGAGUGGAGGAUGCAGAGCAUUGCCAGAGAUUCAGAUGACAGCUCGGAUGAUGAAUUCUUUGAUGCACAUGAGGACUUGUCCGACAACGAGGAAAUGUUCCCGAAAGAAAUAACCAAAUGGAGCUCCAAUGAUCUGAUGGAUAAAAUUGAAACCCCCGAAUGCGAUGAUGUCCAGGGCGACUUGUACCACGAGCCGUCGGCAGAGUACCGCGUGGGCUCCAGCGUGGAGAGGCUCAGCAUCAUUGAAGAUGAAUCGGUGCAGCCAUUAAUGCAGCCCAGUAAAAUCCAUGUCCUCCUCUUGGUCCUGCAUGGAGGGAACAUCCUGGACUCGGGGAGCGGUGACCAGAGCUCUAAGCAAGGAGACGUCAACACCAUCACGACAGUGUUUGACACCGUGAUGAGGGUCCAUUACCCCGCUGCUCUCGGACACAUCGCCAUCAGGCUGGUCCCUUGCCCAGCCAUCUGCUCCGAAGCCUUUUCGCUGGUGUCCAGCCUCAGCCCGUAUAGUCACGACGAAGGCUGCCUGUCCAACAGCCAGGAUCACAUUCCCCUCGCUGCACUCCCUCUGCUUGCGACGUCGUCCCCGCAGUACCAAGAAGCUGUAGCCACAGUCAUCGUCAGAGCCAACCAGGCCUACAGCGAGUUCAUCAGAUCCCAGGAGGGCUUGUCCUUCAAUGGGCAGGUUUGCUUGGUAGGCGACUGUGUUGGAGGAAUCCUGGGAUUUGAUGCCUUAUGCUACAGCAACCAGACAGUGUCCGAGAGCCAGAACAGCAGCCGGCGAGGAAGCGUUGUGAGUGUCCAGGAUACCGACCUCCUGUCUCCUGGAAUAACGGUGAACAACAGCUACUGUUCCAGCGGCUCAAAUCUGGAAGCCAGCAGACACCUCAGCAGGAGCAACAUUGACAUUCCCCGUAGCAACGGAGAAGAUCCAAAGAAGCAGCUGCCACGAAAAAGGAGUGAUUCAUCAACCUAUGAACUGGACACGAUAAAGCAGCAUCAAGCCUUUCUUUCUAGUUUACAUUCUAGUGUUCUGAGGAACGACCCGGGAUCCAGGCGAUCUAGUAGCUCCACGAUGUUGGAUGGGGGAAAUAUCGGCAAGUUCGAAUUUGAGAUCACUGACUUCUUCCUCUUUGGUUCUCCCUUGGGUCUGGUCCUUGCACUGCGAAAAACUGUCAUCCCAGCUCUUGACAUCUUUCAGCUCAGACCAGCUUGUCAGCAGGUCUAUAACCUGUUCCACCCUGCAGACCCAUCCGCUUCACGCCUCGAGCCUCUUUUGGAGAGGAAGUUCUACCUUUUGCCCCCCUUUAAUAUCCCCCGUUACCAGAGGUUCCCGCUGGGCGAUGGCAAUUCUGCUGUUCUGGCAGAUGUUGUUCAGUCUCAUGGUGCCGUCUUCGUGGAAAGCACAUCCCUGUCCACCCCCAUUUCAGCCCCUCAGUUCAGGGGCUUCCGGAGAGCCAGUGAGAUCAGCAUUGCCAGCCAGGUCUCAGGAAUGGCAGACAGUUACACAGCUUCCAACAUAGCCAACAUUGCUGCCAAGUGGUGGGGAACCAAGAGGAUCGACUACGCUCUCUACUGUCCCGACGCUCUGACGGCUUUCCCGACUGUCGCUUUGCCGCAUCUUUUCCACGCGAGCUACUGGGAGUCCACAGACGUUGUUUCCUUCCUGCUGAGACAGGUGAUGAGGCACGAGAACUCGAGCGUUUUGGAGCUGGAUGGGAAGGAGGUGUCCGUCUUCACCCCCUCCAAGCCCCGCGAGAAGUGGUUGCGCAAGAGGACGCACGUGAAGCUCCGGAACGUCACAGCCAACCACAGGAUAAAUGACGCCAUCGCUAACGAAGAUGGGCCGCAGACCUUAACUGGAAGAUUUAUGUAUGGUCCAUUAGAUAUGGUCACACUCACAGGAGAAAAGGUGGACAUUCACAUCAUGACCCAGCCACCGUCAGGAGAGUGGGUUUACUUUGACACGGAGAUCAGCAACAGCAGCGGCAGGAUUUCCUACGUCAUCCCCGAGAACCGGCGCCUGGGCAUCGGUGUGUACCCCGUGAAGAUGGUGGUCAGGGGUGACCACACAUACGCAGACAGCUACAUUACGGUCCUGCCAAAGGGAACGGAGUUUGUGGUGUUCAGCAUCGAUGGCUCCUUUGCAGCCAGCGUAUCCAUCAUGGGCAGCGACCCCAAAGUCCGCGCUGGAGCGGUUGACGUUGUCAGGCACUGGCAAGACCUCGGCUACCUCAUAAUCUAUGUCACGGGCCGCCCCGACAUGCAGAAGCAGAGGGUGGUAGCGUGGUUAGCACAGCACAACUUCCCCCAUGGGAUCGUCUCCUUCUGCGAUGGGCUCGUUCACGACCCACUGCGGCACAAGGCUAACUUUCUGAAAUCCCUCAUCACAGACCUCCAUAUGAGGAUCCAUGCGGCAUAUGGAUCCACUAAGGACAUCUCUGUGUACAGCUCCAUCAGCCUCCCGCCCACGCACAUCUACAUUGUUGGCCGACCCACCAAGAAGCUACAGAGCCAGUGUCAGUUCAUCACCGAGGGGUACGCGGCCCACCUGGCCCAGCUGGAGUACAACCACCGCGCACGUCCCGCCAAGAACACCACGCGCAUGGCGCUGCGGAAAGGCAGCUUCGGGCUGCCCGGCCAGACCGAGUUCCUGCGCAAGAGGAACCACCUGCUGCGGACCAUCUCCUCCCAGCCAUCGGCCACCGGCCACCGUCCCGAGCGCACCCAGAGCCAGUCUGACAGCGAGAAGGAGAGGGACAGGGAGCGCAGCCAAAGAAGCAUGAGCAUCGCCACGGGGUGCUGGGGCCGGAGCGCGGCGUCCCGGCUGGAGUCGGGCCUGCUGGGGCAGAAGUAGCCAGGUCAGAGCCAGCGACUGUCGGCUGCAGCCACCGGAGGAGAAAACAAAAGGGAAAGAGAGACGAGGCCAGCGUUACGGGCUGGAAGGGUAAAUAUGGUGCUACUCUAAUAACAUCUUGGUGUUCUGGGAAGAGACGGGAUGUUUCCCACGCGGAAGGUGCAGGCCUUGCAGCGGGAGCCCAAGGAACAGCUGGAAAUUGCAGGGGGGAAGAGUCUCCGGGUCACAAUCGUGCUCUCUCCUGCCUCCUUCUCUUAUCCAGGUUUAGUGACUGUAAAUAUGUGCCUCCUCCUCGCCUUGUUAGCCAUCGCUCCAAUCCGUGUGACCGAGUGCUGUCCUCAGAGCCGCAGGAACAGGGGACGAGGCCAGGGAACUUGUUCUUGGUUGUCCCAGGAGUCAGACCGAGCUGCUCUGCCAGCACGGGGGGUUUGGGGUUCGAUAACCACACCGGUUCCCCGGCACAGGCAGCCCCAGAGGGGGAUUUAUCACGGGCUGCACCAGCCAGAGCAACCGAGAGCUUUACCUGUACAAAGAACUUCACCUUCAGCCACUUUCUCAAGGAGUACAUGCAGUGGCAACACAUAAAGAUGUAUCGAUGCUGUUGGGAGAGGCAGAAUGUCGGCAGAUUCGUGCCCAAGGAAGUGGGGUCGUUACUGUUAUUACUGUUAUUUUUUAAAGAGACCUUUUAGAAGCCAGUGGAAUUUAAUGCGUUGACCUAUUAAAAGAGGAAUACAAGCUA